AUUUAUGGUCAAGAAAUAUUGUUUUAAACAGAACUAAAUAUGGCAUCAUUAUCUUUGAAUAAUUAUCCAUGGAAGAAAAAUGAAUCUGUUACAUAUAAUUUAACAAAAAAUAAGGGUGAGAGUGCAUUUACAGCAACACAAAUAAUCUUUAUCCUGUUGUCAAUAUUUGGCCUCUUUCUCGCAAUGCUCAUAUAUUGCAAAGUCUGUAGCAGGGCAUCUAGUAUGGCAUAUUCAGAAUACAUAGCAUAUCUGGAUGAACACAAUAGUAAUAUAAGCUCCAGGUCCAUGUAUUCUGACUCAAUUUAUGAAUCAUCAAUGGACAGACCACCAUCUUAUAAUGAGGCUUGCAGUGCACCUCCUCUCUAUACGUCUCCUUUCAAUAGAGUGGCAAUGCUUGAAGCUCCACCAGUUUAUCCAGAAAUCCCGACGGUAUCUGAUCGAGUAUCGCGUGCAAAUAAUCAUGUGUUUUUAAUUAAAAAUUAUAUUUAA
Molecule: messenger RNA, 489 nt
Organism: Eufriesea mexicana
Lineage: Eukaryota; Metazoa; Arthropoda; Insecta; Hymenoptera; Apidae
Exons: 4
Coding region: 40-489 (149 amino acids)
Source: RefSeq, a predicted model, not a curated record